Molecule: messenger RNA, 2952 nt
Organism: Caretta caretta (loggerhead turtle)
Lineage: Eukaryota; Metazoa; Chordata; Testudines; Cheloniidae
Gene: C6H11orf16
Product: chromosome 6 C11orf16 homolog
Source: RefSeq, a predicted model, not a curated record
GUUUGGUCAUUCAAGGGUGCAAAAUAGACUGUAUAUGCACAAUGCAUUCCUACACUAUGACCCCACCACGGUAACUGAUACUUUGAUCGAAUGGAUUAUGUCUGUCACAUUUAAAAUAGAAUGGAUAUGUGUUAGAUGAUCAUCUAUGGGACUACCGUUCCUUUGGCUGUUGGCUGAAACACUCAUGUACGUGCAUGCGUGGCUUUCUUCAACACAGUCACUUCCUGUUGGUAAUGAAUCUAUGGCAACCAGCUUAGUAACUGGAAAACACUAGCAACAAAUGACUUUUCACACUGAACAGGCAAAAGGGCAGGAUUUCUGAAGUCAGGCCAGGUGUGGGACGACAAGAUUGGGCACUCUCAAUAUCUGUUCCAUUUUGUAGGUAACUGCUUAUGGGGGAAUGGAGAAUCCAGGAAGAUCCUUGUUUACAGAGCACAAGUACUGCAGAGCAAUGACAGCACUAGAUAAACUCUCAUGCAGCAACUUUCUAACUAAUAUCGAUCCCUUCUCUAGUGGGUCUUCCAUGGUGCAUCCUGCUUGGGUUACCAGACUUCUCAUCCCACAAAGGUGCUCAUGGAUCGGCCACUGUCCACAUUUCCCUGACACAGCAUGUAAGGGGCUGAAGGUGUGGGAAAAAUCAGUGGACAUUGCUCAUGUUCCUGUUCUAGCAAGAAGGGAAUCUGAUGGGUUUUAUUAUCUUGGUACGAUAAAACAGGAGAUAGAGGGCGAAAGAGGAACUUUCCUGGUAGAGUUUGACAAACCACCUGCAUCGGGUGACAAGUAUUCAGUAUGUGUGCAAAAAACAGCCAGGGAUGACAUCCUUGAAUAUGUCAACAGAAUGAGGCACUCCAUACUCCCUGGAGACAAAGUGCUGGCACCCUGGGAACCAGACCUUGUCAGAUAUGGCCCUGGAACCAUCCUCCUGGGCAUUGAGACACGGGAUCCCCUGAGAGCCUCAGAGGAUGAAGAAAUCAUGGUCUAUUUUUGGAAUGACAAGAAAGUGAAAGUACCACUAGGUGUGGCCUUAUGGAUUCCACCAGACAUGUGGGAAAGGAUAGUUGAGAUGAUUCACAUGCCCUUCAGCAGCAGAUUAAAGUUUAUGAACCCCCACAACACUACUAGCUCUUACACUUCUACUUGCAGAUUUCUAAGAGCCCCCAUCCAUUCAUGUGCUUUAGAUGAUGGGCUAAGUAAGUACAGGUGGCCAAGGCCAUGCCCAUUAAUCUGCCCCCCCUUUCAUGGUCACUGUCACAGUGUAUGCUGUUCACCAGUCCAUGUGGGAUGUAUCAGCUGCUCCCAUCCCAAAUUCAAUGCCUGGUGGCCUCUACUAUCCACAUCUUUGGUCUCUCAAAGAGGCACUAAACCGCAAGAGUCCAAUAACAAACCCACGGCACAACUUCUAGAAUUGGAAAGUCCAAAGGAAAAUGAACCAGCAGCUGCUGCUGCUUCUUCCUCCUCCUCUUCCCCUUCUGAUUUAGAAAGUGAGGAGGAGAUGUGCCUAACUAAGAGCACGAUGGUGGAUAGUGCUAUUUAUACAGAUUCCAGUCUUUCUGAAAAGCCCAAACUGAAAGAUGCUGCAAGACCUGAGUGGAAGUAUUGGAAGAGAAGCCACCCCAAGUCACAUCCUAGGAAUCCAGGAAUCAGCAUUCCCAGCAGCAAGUGUACAAAGGGGAAAGCAGAAUCCAGAGCCAUUUUCUGCUUGGACAUGUACCCUGUUGCACCAACCAACCAGAGUGCAAUGUUUGAAACUAUUGAGCAGUCUCAGAAAAAACAUUUCACACUGAAAGAUGUCUUAAUCCACCAUGAUUUCAAGCCAUCACUGGGGCCGCAGGCCACUCCUUGUUUAGAGAAACUUGGAGAAAAUCAAAUAGAACGUGAACGCCAAAGAAAAGCCUGCAUGGAACAAAAAAGAAAGAAAAAAUUCUGGCAGCAGACGUGUGGAGCAUGAAAGAGAACAGCAGGCUGAAGAGAAAUACUACACUGCACAGGAACACCGGAGGUACAUCACACAGGAAAAAGCUGCUGCAGCAUUUUGAGAAUGAAGAUAAGAAGGUAAAAGAACAAGAUAUAAAGCAGAAUCAGACAAUGAAAACAAAGCAACUCACACAGCAGAGGACAAACCUGAAAAUGCAGACUAUGGCAGAGGACGACAGGCAGAAAGGACAGCAAAGACUAGCUCAUCUGCAACAAGUCAAAAAGACACAUGAUCAGAGGGAAUUUAAUAAGUGUAUAGCUGAAGAAAUUAAAAAGAAACAAUCUCAGGAAGCCCGAAGGAGAAGAGUGGAGACCCAGUACAAGUUAAUGGCAGAAAAGAUCUUUCAAGAUGAAAAACAGAAGGGAAAGUAACCAAACAGCACAGAACAAAGGAGAUACAAACAACAAAAGUAAAAGUUUGCAUAUGGAUACUAAAACACGACAUCCAUUUUAUUCCCAGGUGCCCAUUCAGCAAGCUACCUAAGCCCAUGAGAAGUCCCAUCGACUUCAGUGGGAUUACUCAUGUUCUUAAAUUAGACACAUGUUGAAAUGCCUGGCUGAAUCAGGGCCUUAAAGAUAAUGAACUUAAGUGGGAGUUAAGCAUGUGUGUACAUGUUUUGCUCAAGUGGGAUUUGGCUUAAUGAAAGUGAAACCGAACAAUACUGCCGAAACUUGCAUUUAUGUAGCAAUAACUGGGAUUUUUUUUUUUAAUUGCAACCGUGUGCACAUUUUAGCUUGAAUUACAGCUCCAGUUUCUUCAUUCACACCAGUAUGACCAGUUAACUACAGUACUCUACAUGGCACACUGUAGCCAGAUCCUCACCUGCUGUAAAUGGGCAUGAACUUCAAUGGAGCUACACUGAUUUAUACCAGUUGAGGAUUGGGCUUUUCAUAUUCAAGUAAUUAUAAAUAUAACUUGCAUGACUUUAGUUCCUAAUUUAAAAAAAAAUAAAAAAAAUUCAUCUCAAAGAUUAAUUU